Molecule: messenger RNA, 2560 nt
Organism: Dryobates pubescens (Downy woodpecker)
Lineage: Eukaryota; Metazoa; Chordata; Aves; Piciformes; Picidae
Product: potassium voltage-gated channel subfamily A member 1
Exons: 2
Coding region: 756-2231 (491 amino acids)
Biological process (GO): protein homooligomerization; potassium ion transmembrane transport
Cellular component (GO): juxtaparanode region of axon; voltage-gated potassium channel complex; dendrite
Molecular function (GO): delayed rectifier potassium channel activity; protein binding
Source: RefSeq, a predicted model, not a curated record
CCCAACCCCCCCACUGCGGUUCUCGGCAGAAACUAAUUAAACCCACUCGCCCUUGGUGCAGCCUAAGACAGUGUAUGAAUAUUUCAGUGCCUCGCAGGCAGCCCUGUAAAGCGAUCGCUGUUGUUAUUAAGAGGGGCGCAAGAGGAGGAGAAGGAGGAGGAGGAGGGUUGAGUUUGCCACUGCGGUUUUUGUUUUGGUUUGGGUUUUGUUGGAUGCUGCUGCAAGGCGACUUGACGCAUUCCGGCGCUGGCUCCUACUCCUAACCGGCGCAUCUCACUCGGAGCAGCAGCUGCUGCGAUGGUCGAGUCGGCGAGAAAAGCGGACGGAUCGAGUUAAAGGCAAAAGGAGACGGCUGGGGAGGAGACCCCAGCCUAGGGCUGCACUUCAUAGACCUUCAGCCUCCCGGCUUGGGGGACAGGACCCCUCACCUUACCUGCCCUUUUCCCCCCCUAAAGGUACUUCUUCCCUCUUUCUUCACCCUCCCGUCAUCCCCGAUGCCUCUCCCUUCAUCCCACCUCUCCUUUCCCCUUUUGAAUAGUUCCAUCCUUUAGGCUCCUCGUCUAUCCCUUCCUCAAGCUCCAUCCCGAGUCAUCAUCCCUCCCUGCAGUCUCUGAGCCUCCCCACAUCCCCCCCUCUCCCCCUCCCUGAACUGCCCUGGGGCUCUCUGCUCUCCUCCAUCCCUCCUUCCCCCCUCUUCAGCCCCUCUCCCCCACUUCUCCUCUCCUGUCCCUGGAUCCCCCUUCCCGUGUGCCACCAUGACCGUGAUGGCUGGAGAGAACAUGGAUGAGACUUCUGCGCUACCUGGCCACCCCCAGGAUAGCUACCAGCCCGCUGCCCACGAUGACCACGAGUGCUGUGAGCGCGUAGUGAUAAACAUUGCCGGACUGCGCUUCGAGACACAGCUGAAGACCUUAGCCCAGUUCCCCAACACUCUGCUGGGCAACCCCAAGAAGCGCAUGAGGUACUUUGACCCCUUGCGCAACGAGUACUUCUUUGACCGCAACCGGCCCAGCUUUGACGCCAUCCUCUACUACUACCAGUCCGGGGGGCGGCUCCGCCGGCCGGUCAAUGUGCCCCUGGACAUGUUCUCUGAGGAGAUCAAAUUUUAUGAGCUGGGUGAGGAGGCGAUGGAGAAGUUCCGGGAAGAUGAAGGAUUCAUCAAAGAUGAGGAGAGACCCUUGCCGGAGGGGGAGUACCAGCGCCAAGUGUGGCUCCUCUUUGAGUACCCAGAAAGCUCUGGGCCUGCAAGGGUCAUUGCAAUAGUCUCCGUCAUGGUGAUCCUCAUCUCCAUCGUGAUCUUCUGCCUAGAGACAUUGCCCGAGCUGAAGGAGGACAAGGAGUACACGGUGCAUCGCACUGACAACACCACCCAGGUCUACAAGUCCAACAUUUUCACAGACCCCUUCUUUGUCGUGGAGACCCUGUGCAUCAUCUGGUUCUCCUUCGAGCUGGUGGUGCGCUUCUUUGCUUGCCCCAGCAAGACCGAUUUUUUCAAGAAUAUAAUGAACUUCAUUGACAUUGUGGCCAUCAUCCCUUACUUCAUCACCCUGGGCACCGAGAUGGCUGAGCGGGAGGGGACUCAGAAAGGAGAGCAGGCCACCUCCUUGGCCAUCCUGAGAGUCAUCAGACUGGUAAGAGUCUUUCGAAUCUUCAAACUCUCCCGGCACUCUAAGGGCCUCCAGAUUUUGGGACAGACCCUGAAAGCCAGUAUGAGAGAGCUAGGUUUGUUAAUCUUCUUCCUCUUCAUUGGGGUGAUCUUGUUCUCGAGCGCGGUGUACUUUGCUGAGGCUGAAGAACCUGAGUCUCAUUUCACAAGUAUCCCCGAUGCUUUCUGGUGGGCGGUGGUAUCCAUGACCACUGUGGGCUAUGGUGACAUGUACCCUGUGACAAUUGGAGGCAAAAUCGUAGGCUCCUUGUGUGCCAUCGCUGGUGUGCUGACAAUUGCCCUGCCUGUACCUGUCAUCGUGUCCAACUUCAACUACUUCUACCACCGAGAAACAGAAGGGGAAGAGCAGGCUCAGUUGCUUCACGUUAGCUCCCCCAAUUUAGCAUCUGACAGUGAUCUCAGUCGCCGCAGCUCCUCCACAAUCAGCAAAUCUGAGUACAUGGAGAUCGAAGAGGAUAUGAAUAAUAGCAUAGACAAUUUUAGAGAGGCUAAUCUCAGAACUGGCAACUGCACUGUAGCCAACCAAAACUGCGUUAAUAAAAGCAAGCUGCUGACUGAUGUGUAAACAAACAAACAAACAAACACCACACAGGAAAGAAAGGAAAACAAAAAAAGAGAGAGAGAGAGAGAGAAAAAAACAAACAAAACACCAACCAAAACCCCCACUCACUGCUUGAAGACUUUAGUGACACCGUCACACUUUGUAGAUGCUUUACUGAUAGCCUCUGAAUGCUUUUAAUUCACCUCCUAAAUGCAUUGUUGCAUUGCAACCUUAUUGGUUGAUUGAUUGAUUGGUUGAUUUUUGGCUCGGUGAUAACGAACCUUCCAGGAUCCACGAAAGAUAAUCUUCUUCUUAUUGUUUUUGUUGUUGUUGUUGUUUAGUUUAUUUCUUUU